UCUCUCCCUUUGCCCUCCACUCCACUCCCUCUUCUCUCUUCUUCCUCUUUGUCUGUCCCACGGAAGGUCUCGCGUGGGACUUUCCGGGUAGCGAGGGAUCCCCGUCGGAUCUGCGCCGGGAGACCUGCUCCUCUUCCCUUCCUCCUUUCCCUUCUCUCUCUCUUUCUCAAUCUCUCAAUCUCUCUCUCUCCCUUUCCCCCCCACUCCAUCCUCCGCCCGCGAGUGGGGAGGGCGGGGAGGGGUGACGUCACCGCUUAGCAGGUUGGCUAUAAAAAGCCGACGGCGAUCCCGGCGCGAAGAAGAAACCGAUCUGAUCCUCGAAGGAAAGAGAAGAGGAGGAGGAGAGCAAGGCAGGAGUUUGGAGGAGGAGAAAGAGGAGAGGACUCCGGCUUCCACCCUUACCCUUUGGAGGAUCCAUCCACCCACCCGUGGGAGAGUCCCUCCUUCCGCCCGCCUCCUUAGCCCACCUCUCCCCACGGGAUGCCCCCCUCGCCCCUCGUGGCCCUGGGACUCCUGCUCGCCUUGCUGGCCCUCGCCUCCCACGGGAAACCUCCACCGCCCGGGUUCCAGGUUAAGGUUCCUUCUCUGGCGGAGCUGCUGCUGCGGGAGGAGGUCUCCGCGUCCUCUUCUUCCUCCUCGGGCCCGGCCUCGUCCUCGGGCGGCAGCGCCCCUCGGGGCGGCACCAAGGCCAAAGGCAAAGGCAAAGACGCCUCUUCCUCGUCGUCGUCGUCGUCUUCGCGGCUGAUGCGGGACCUUCGCACCGAGGGCAAGCCCCCGCGGGCGGGAUGGGGCCGGGCGGCCCACGGGGAGAGCCACGCGGGAGGAGGAGGAGGAGGAGGAGAGAGAGGAGGAGGAGGGAGCCCGCGACGCUUCCACGGCAAAGGCCUGGGCAAGAAGGGCGGCGGAGGAGGCGGAGGCGGAGGAGGAGGUGGUGCCGGCGCCGGGAAGGGCUGCUUCGGCCUCAAGCUCGACCGCAUCGGCUCCAUGAGUGGCCUCGGGUGCUGAAGCUGAAGCGACCAGGGCCGAGGGCGCCCCCUGCUGCAGGUGUUUGAACCGACUCGUCUUCUGCAUCCAUUCACCCCAUUCCAUGGACAUUUGGGGACAUCCCGAUGGAUUGUCAAACCUGGCUGGGCUUCUUCUCUUGGAACAAGGACUCAGAGCCAAACCAGCAAAAUUUGGGGCGGGUGGGAGCGAGGCAGAGCUUGUGUUUCUGUUCCUUUUUCGAAAUCUGAAAGCUCUCCCUAUCAUACCCAAUAUAUACAUUACAUACAUAUAUAUAUUUACACACCUACAUGUAUAUCUAAACACACACCAUACAUGCACACAUACAGACACACAUGGAGACACGAAUACACACACACGGAUAUGAGAUACCUUUUUCCCCCCACGACAAGGGGCUGCCCCAUGCCUACCGACGGAGGAAGCCGGCCGUUCUUCGCAUAACGUUUGCUGUUUGUACAUUCAUGUCACGCAUAAAUAUAUUUAUGUUGUAAAGCUAUUUAUAUAUUGUUUAUAAAGAGAUAUUUAUAAAAAUUUUAUUUAUGUAACUAAAUGGAAAAAAAGGAGUCUAGCAUUGUAACUUUCUUUUCUGUUUUUCAUCUUUGAUAUUUGGGAAAAAUAAUAUGUUGGAAGAAAAACGAGCAGAAAAAGAAU
This is a messenger RNA of Anolis sagrei ordinatus, 1653 nucleotides long. The record is from RefSeq and is a predicted model, not a curated record. NCBI's taxonomy places the organism in Eukaryota, Metazoa, Chordata, Lepidosauria, Squamata, Anolidae.